AUGGGUCAUCAACAAUUUCUAAUACGUUGUGUUUUUUUGUGCGUUAGACAAGAAGAUGCCGGAGAUCCCGGCACCCUUCGCGUGGUGAGGUACCAAGAGGCCCUCUCGCACGUCCUGGGCCCGGAAUCGCGCUACAGCCUGCUCCUGACGUCGCACACGACGUCGCGGAACCCCUUCUUCAGCAGCGCCUGCGUGCACCUGGCCGCGCACGACGAGCUGUACCUGACGUCGUCGCUGCUCAAGCCCGGGUCCGCCGCCAAGCUGCCCCAGGUGCUCAUCUCGCGCGUCGCCCUGGCCCGCGCCCCCGCCACCGUGGAUGACCCGUCCCCCGACGUCACGGCCGCCGUCUGGCAAAAGAUGCGCGCCCCGCCGUCCAUGCCCAACCCGGCGGGCGCCUGCGCCUACGAGGACGGCGUCGUCUACUGUGCCAAGACGUCUCCGGGCGGCGAGACUGGUGGCCUGGUCUACAUGCCGCGUUCAAAGCGCCCACCCCAGGUCGUGUCGCGGUAUGGGGGCCGUCCGUUUAGUUCGCUGCAGCGUGUGGCAAAGUCCCCCACCGACAACAGUCUCUGGUUCACCACUGCCGACGCGGAUUCCGGUUUCGAAAUGAGCGGCGCCUUGAACGGUGGGUCAACAGCAGCGCAGCAGCGGACAAGCCCAAGCUUGGUGUAUAGGCACGAUAACCGAGAUGGAUCGACGCGGGUGGUGGCAGAUGGGUUCGGGAAACCGGGUGCCAUUGCCUUUUCGCGGGACGGAACAACGGCGUACAUAUCAGAUGUCAAGACGGCCAAGGAAGGUGAGGAUGGAUGUACAAACAGGUGA
Molecule: messenger RNA, 822 nt
Organism: Pestalotiopsis fici W106-1
Lineage: Eukaryota; Fungi; Ascomycota; Sordariomycetes; Amphisphaeriales; Sporocadaceae
Exons: 1
Coding region: 1-822 (273 amino acids)
Source: RefSeq, a predicted model, not a curated record